Molecule: messenger RNA, 835 nt
Organism: Folsomia candida
Lineage: Eukaryota; Metazoa; Arthropoda; Collembola; Entomobryomorpha; Isotomidae
Exons: 2
Coding region: 127-450 (107 amino acids)
Source: RefSeq, a predicted model, not a curated record
CCUGCUCACAAAUCUAGCCGUAAAAAAUGCCAUUUCGCCCUGAAAACGACCAACCGACUGGGGUCGAAAUCACCCCCCCCCCCAGACGAGCAAUACGGUCCAAGGACGCGGAUAACCGUGUUCCCUAUGGAUCUUGGAUUAGCGGCUCGGUUCAAGUUCACUUUUCCACAUUCCUAUUAUGCCAAAGAAAUUGUGAAGGUCACCCCGUACACCGAGUUUCUAGCUGGUGAAGCUGAUCUCCUCCCAUUUUUUGAUACCAACCUCCGAGUUCGAUCCGCCCAGGGAAAGUCGUGCUGCUUUUUAUUUCCACAACCUCCAACGACACGUGUCACGAUUGAAAAUGAGCAACAGGUCGGUGAACGAGCUGAAUUCGUGGGACAACUGAGUUUCGAUUAUCCCAAUUAUUGGAAAGACGUGAGAACAUACAUAGAUAAGUAUUUGUAUUGUUAAAUGUAAUGAUAUGCAGGCAUGUAUUUUUAUCAUGAUUUUGUGUGAUAUGAAGAUUGAGAGCAUUGAACUUUAUGUAAGAGACAGUUUUCAUAGAGUAAAGUGACCGGCUCAUACGCAUGUAAGAAUAUGAUAUAUUUUAUAUGAAGGUUAUUGUGAAGGUUAAGGUGACGUGGAAGUGCCACGACUACAUAAAAUCCAGUUUUAACCAGAAUUAAUGGUAGGCGUUUUUAGUUUACAUUUAGCUUCAUAGUUAACUUUAACAAAAAGUCCCGAAGUAGACUCACAAGGAGAAGCACCUCAAGUCAAGAGGUCUCCUCAUAAAAUUAUUAAUUUGUGCCAAUUUUAUAGAAAUAAAAGCUUCACUGCAAGCAAUAGUUAAAUUAAA